AUGUCAAAGGCUUUCGCUUCAGGAGAUUCAGGAGAGACAACGUCAACUGAUGUGAAAGAAAGAAUACUAGAACGCGACGCGGGCUUUGUCUCCGGGGGCGAUGACGACGAUUCGUGCUCAGGUCCAGCCCAUUCUGACGACUCCGGGGUCAGACUAGUCGAGACCGACUCCCGACCUAAUAGAGAACGAACUCCCACCCUCCUUCAGCCGCCCAAGAAACGCAUUCGAUUGAGCUCUAGAGACGAUCUAACCAGCCCCGAAAGCGACUCGAACCCAUUCAGGCCGUGGUCUUUUGCCGAAGAGCCGCAAAGAGAACCUUUGUCUUUAGUCAAGAAGACCAGCGAAACUAGUCUGUUAAGGCAAAGGAGAAGGCCAUUAGAACCUCCACCUUCACCAAUACCUCCACCUUCACCAAUACCACCACCUGAUAGAGCUGGACCGCCACGAGUGCCAUCUCACCCAGGUGUAGUAGAGUACACGGAGAAAGCAAAGCCUAGGGAACAAAGGAAUUAUAAAAACAUGACAAGGGAGAGGCGAAUCGAGGCCAAUGCGAGGGAGAGGACGCGAGUACAUACAAUAAGUGCAGCCUUUGAUACCCUUCGAAGAGCGGUGCCCGCGUAUAGUCACAACCAGAAACUGUCCAAGCUGUCGGUGCUUCGGAUAGCCUGCGCGUACAUCGCUGCUUUGUCAGCGGCGAUAGAGCCCGACUCCGAUCUUCCAGCAGCUGUAGAAACUGUUACGCAAACGAUUCACACCGAGGGUAAGCUCAGGAAAAAGAAAGAUGACCCUUGA
This is a messenger RNA of Parnassius apollo (apollo), 792 nucleotides long. NCBI's taxonomy places the organism in Eukaryota, Metazoa, Arthropoda, Insecta, Lepidoptera, Papilionidae. The record is from the annotation of a GenBank genome assembly.